Messenger RNA from Scomber scombrus (Atlantic mackerel), 2687 nucleotides. RefSeq names its product amphiphysin (gene amph). Lineage: Eukaryota; Metazoa; Chordata; Actinopteri; Scombriformes; Scombridae. The record is from RefSeq and is a predicted model, not a curated record. Gene Ontology annotation, biological process: synaptic vesicle endocytosis. The transcript has 21 exons. Gene Ontology annotation, cellular component: synaptic vesicle; plasma membrane; cytoplasm. Bases 1 to 1716 code for a protein of 571 amino acids. Gene Ontology annotation, molecular function: phospholipid binding; protein binding.
AUGGCGGAAAUUAAAACGGGAAUCUUCGCUAAGAAUGUCCAGAAAAGGUUGAACCGCGCUCAGGAGAAGGUUCUGCAGAAGCUCGGUAAAGCAGACGAGACCAAAGAUGAGCAGUUUGAACAAGUGGUCGUUAACUUCAGGAGACAAGAGUCUGAAGGCUCGCGGUUGCAACGGGAGAUGAAGUCCUACAUGUCUUCAAUUAAAGGGAUGCAGCAGGCCUCCAUCAACCUGACUCAGUCUCUGCAUGAAGUCUAUGAGCCAGACUGGCACGGCAAAGAUGACGUCAUGGUCAUCGGGAAGGACUGUGAUGCAUUGUGGGAAGAUUUCCACAACAAACUGGUGGACUCGACCCUGCUGAACCUGGACGAGUACCUGCUGCAGUUUCCAGACCUGAAGACUCGUGUGGCCAAAAGAAGUCGGAAACUUAUCGACUACGACAGCGCUCGGCAUCAUAUGGAAACUCUGCAGACUUCUGGGAUGAAGAACGAUCGGAAGAUGAUGAAGGCAGACGACGAGCUGAAAAAGGCCCAGAGAGUGUUUGAUGAGCUGGAUGUUGGUCUGCAGGAUGAACUGCCAUCUCUGUGGGAAAGCCGGGUCGGAUUCUACAUCAGCACUUACAAAAGUGUGACGAGUCUGGAGGCAAAGUUUCACCGCGAGAUUUCUCUGGUGUGUAGGCAGCUGUAUGAGGUGAUGACCAAACUUGCUGAGCAGCACUCUGACAAAAUGUUCACCAUCCAAGGAGCACCGAGUGAUUCUGGACCUCUGCGGCUUGCCAGAACACCAUCACCACCAGAAGACGAGAGUCCACCUGAGAGUCCAGACGCAAGCUCCAAUCACAUGCUCCGCCCCGUCUCACCUGGACCUCCACGGCCCAAAUCCCCAAUACAGCUUAAAAAGGGACCCCCGGUGCCCCCCCCACCAAAGGCCACCCCCACCAAGGAGGUGGCAGAAGAACAGAUCAUUGACCUGUUUGGAGGAGAGUUCUUACCAGCACCUUCACCAUCGCAGCCCAAUGAAAGACCCGGAGAAUCUCUUCUCGACAUGGACUUUGACGCUUUCCAGCCUGAUGAAAGUGUCUCACCGAUACCACAGACAGCUGUGCCUUGGGACAUGUGGUCGGCGAGUGCCCAACCAGCAGAACCUGUGAACAAAGAAUUUAACGGAUUUUCACAGGAUGCAGCUGCUUCAUCCUUUUUUGCUGAUUUUGAUAAGAUGACUCCUUCAGCUGAAGAGGCCAAAAUAUCUCCAACUGAAGCUUCUCCAUCGGAAUCAGUUUCAGCUCCAGAGGAACGGAGGGAGAGUCCUGUGGAUGAAGCUUCGGAAAAGAUGCCGAUCCCAUCCGUGGUAAUUGAGCCUGCUUCCAGUAAUGAAGGCGAUGAUGACCGUGAUGCUGACAUCAUCUCUCCCACCGCCACCAGUGAUAACGACGUAACUGCUGCAAACCAAACCAUCAAACACAUGAGCCCAUCAGGUGGAGUCUCAGGACUUCCUGACGACUUUCUGUACAAGGUGGAGACCAUCCAUGACUUUGAGGCUGCAAAUUCUGAUGAGCUAGAAUUGAAGAAAGGUGAUGUGGUGUUAGUGGUUCCCACUGCUUCAGUAGAGGAUCAGGAUGCUGGCUGGCUCACUGGGUUCAAAGAGAAUGACUGGUUAGCACUGGGAGUUAGUGCUGUUAAAGGACUUUUCCCAGAUAACUUUACGCAGCGUUUGGAGUAAGAAGACUCUUCAGCUGGUGGGAAAAAAUAAGCAUAAGUGAGAGACAUGGGUGCAUAAGUCAUCUAGUUAGCAUGUAGCCAACCCCUUUUUCUGACAAAACAAAACAAAACAAACCUCAUAACCUGCUGCAGCGGUCUGUUGGACAACGAUAGGCUACAGAAACUAAUUCCCAGCAUUACAGAACAUUAAUAAGCAUGAUGUGAUCGUAUGGUCUACCCUUAUCUGGAAAUAAGAUGUUUGGUUUAGAGGGAAUAUUGCAAUCUGUACAUGUUCACACUUACAAAGCAGGAACAUUGUUUCUGAAGAAAAAAAAACCCAGCAAAACAAAGAAACAGCUGUUCCUGUGUUGUGCUGAUUUUGUUGCUCUGCUGUUGAAUAUACCAGAAUUUGUAGUGCUGUGAUCUGUUUAAAUGUUAUUGACUAUAACAUAAAACUCUUGAGUUUGUUUGUUUUUCAGAUGUUAUCACUGUUAUCACUAUUUGUGUGUUUCUGUAAAUCAUGAGUGUGUGUGUGGGGAUGUGUUGUUUGGCAUAUGUGGUAAAGAAAUAAGUAAUUGAUGGGUGUUGCUGUGGUUCUGCCAAAAGAAAUAUUGACCUGUAUUAUCUUAUCAUUGGGGCACAAACUGUCCAUGUCAAGCAUGAAAAUCUAAAAUAUUUAUAAUAGUAAAAGUUUCAAGACAAGCAAAUAAAGUAUUUCCCUGCUAGUGAAAAUAUCUUUCUGUAACUAAUGUCUAUAAAAUCUUAUUUUCAAGUCAUCCAGAAGGAGGUUUAAUCUAAUCAGCUGACAGAGAAGGUGUUAACCAAUCCAAUAUGCAAUCUAUGUUGUUGGCAUAUAUCAGGUAUCAUAUCUCAAACUGUAUUACAACAGUUUCUAAAUCAACAAGUAUGAUGUAAUUUUUUUAAAUAGUGAAGUUAAACCUCCGUGUGGACUGUUCUGUGAUGUACAUACAAUAAGCAUUUAUGUGACAGUCA